Harmonia axyridis is the source of this 1147-nucleotide messenger RNA. Its product is annotated as E3 ubiquitin-protein ligase BRE1-like. The transcript has a single exon. The coding region runs from base 203 to 1003 and encodes 266 amino acids. The record is from RefSeq and is a predicted model, not a curated record. NCBI's taxonomy places the organism in Eukaryota, Metazoa, Arthropoda, Insecta, Coleoptera, Coccinellidae.
AAUCAAUAGUCAAAAUUCUAUACUCUGUGUUCUUCUUAAAUUCACUUUAAAUCAAAAACAUAAUUUGAAAUAACUGUCACGGGCAAGCAUUGUGGUAGUACUAAAGAAAGCUGAGUUGAAAAAUAAUUGAUUUAAUUCUUUUGACAUUUGGAUUAUUAGAAGUGAUUUCAAUUAAAUUGAUUAAUUUGAUAAAGAAAAAACCAUGCCAAAGCCCAGGAAGCCCAGGAAGAAUACUAGAAGAAGUUCAUCUUCUUUAAGUGGUAGUUGGGAUUCCGAUUUUGAGUUACAGAUGGACUUACCUAGGACAACUAAUAAAAGAAAUACACGAACAACGAGGAAGCCAACUUCUCAAAAAGCAAAAAAUUUGAAUAGUUCUAUUGUUGUUGUGGAUGAUUCUGAUGAAGAAUGUUUAUCUACAAUAAUAUCAAGAUAUAAAGUAAUCAAUGAGAGUGUAACUAAUAAAGUAGACGAUUUCUUCAAGUCUAGUGGUUUGUUAUCAGAUGAUGAAGAUGAACCAAUACUACCAAGUUUUCUUGCAAAGAAUAAUGAAAAGGACCAUGAAUCCAGAAAUGUUGAUACAAAUGCACCUAGUUCAUCAAAAACAGACGAAACAAAAACAACUAAUUCGGAUAGUGUUGUAGUUAUAGAUGAUGAACCAAUCGAAAUUACUACGAGGGAAGACAUUGAAAAUUAUUGUAGGGAAACUGAAGACAUCCUCAAAUCUGCUAAAGCUAUACUUGAUAAAUUUACUGGUGCAAAAACUGAGGAAGAAACGAGUUCAACAGAAAGUAAUGUUACAAAAAAUAAUGGAAAUGAACAACCAAGAGGUUUAGGAGAAUGUCCUGUUUGCUAUGAGAAUUUGUCUGAAAAACAAGUAAUGACAACAAAAUGUGGACAUUUAUUCUGUAAAGUUUGCAUUGAAAGAAUUGCAAUUAGCAUUAAAAAAUGUCCAACAUGCCGUAAAGCAGUAAAUAAAAAAAACAUAAUUCCUAUAUACAUUUGAUCUUGAUGUAAUAUAUUGGAUGUCUUUUUCAAAUUCAAAUUUAUUCAUUCAAAGCAUAACAACAGUGGUAAAUUUACAUCUGAUAUUUAGUUCUAAGUUAUUUCUUAUAAAAAUUAUCUUUAAUAAAUAUUUGUUAGGUUUUUG